AUGCCCCGAAACUCUUCUUUUCAAGGCCGUGAGCCUCUAAAGGACGAUCCCAAUCUCUCCUUAUAUCACAGCCAUAUCACUGGCCCACUCCCUUUCCUAAACCCUACACAAGCCCGUUAUCAGCCCACCAGCCCCGACCCAGCAUCCACCCCACCCCCCCGCGUCGAGCGUCUAUGGCGAUCACGGGAUAAUCGCAAAGGGCGGCACGCCCUACGUGUUGACCACGCUGCGCCAGAGACGGGGGUACCGGGGCCGACGGCCUCGGUUGGGGGCGUGGGGCAGGGGAUAUGGCGCAUGAUGACGUGUGCGCCGUACUGGGACGUCUCGUACCUCGUGGCGGUCAUCUUCACACUGGGCUCGGUGAUAUGGAUCAUCAAUGCGUUUUUCGUGUGGCUACCCCUGGAGGACCCGGGGACGGAGUUCGACGGCGAGAUUAGCGCUGGGGGAGGGAUCACGGGGUUUAUUGGGGCGACCGUGUUCGAGGUGGGGAGUGUAUUGCUGCUGCUGGAAGCGGUGAAUGAGGCGCAGACGGGAUGUUUUGGAUGGGCUUUAGAGACGGAGGUGAAGCGGGAGGAUCAUGGUUCGAGGGUCAUUACGGGGGUGAAGCCUGAUGUGCGGCAUUGUCGACAUCAUCAUGUUAACCGGGGGAAUCUGGUUGGGGGAGGAAGACUGGUUCGGCGGCUCUCGCAUGAUUUCACGGAAGGGUAUGUAACGGCGCGAGAUGGGAGGUCGUUUCGAUGGUGGCCGUCGGCAGCUGAGCUCCGAGGGCACUAUAUUCAUGAGCUUGGGUUCCUGGCGUCUCUGGUGCAAUUGAUUGCUGCAACCGUGUUUUGGAUUGCUGGGUUUACGGGGCUUCCUGGGAUUGCGAACCACAUGAGCCAGGGUCUUACGGAUGGCGUUUACUGGGUACCGCAGAUCGUUGGUGGUGCUGGAUUUAUUAUCAGCGGACUGUUGUUCACGCUGGAGACACAGAAGAAGUGGUAUCUACCCGCCUUCCACGUCCUCGGCUGGCAUAUUGGUAUCUGGAACUUCAUUGGGGGCAUUGGAUUCACGCUCUGCGGUGCCUUGGGUCCAGCAGCGAUGCAUUCAGGGGUUGAGUAUCAGGCUACCCUUGCUACAUUCUGGGGAUCGUGGGCUUUCAUGAUCGGGUCGACGAUACAGUGGUACGAGAGUCUGCAGAAAUUCCCCGUUGAGAAGGGACGAUUGAUGAAUCCAGCAAAUGAGCCAGGAUCAAAGACAGAGACGGGAGACCCUUGUACAUAA
Molecule: messenger RNA, 1263 nt
Organism: Penicillium chermesinum
Lineage: Eukaryota; Fungi; Ascomycota; Eurotiomycetes; Eurotiales; Aspergillaceae
Exons: 1
Coding region: 1-1263 (420 amino acids)
Source: RefSeq, a predicted model, not a curated record